UAUAAAAUGGCACCUCAAAAUGUUGUUGAAACAUGCAAUUUGCUAAGUUCAUCCUUUUGAAUACGCAAGAUGGCCAAGUCCCAUGUAGUUGCAGUUUCCAAGUUACUACUUUUUGGGAUCCUAAUGGCUACCUUUACCACAACAGGUGCCCAAAUUGGUGUUUGUUAUGGAACUGUAGCAAACAAUCUACCAGAACCACGACAAGUAAUAUCACUUUACAACCAACAUAACAUCAAAAGGAUGCGGCUAUAUGGUCCUAACCAUGACGCUCUUGAAGCUCUUAGAGGCUCCAACAUCGAGCUCAUGCUUGGGGUCGAACACGAACGCCUUCAGGACAUAUCUUCCAACCAAGCCAGUGCUGAUGAUUGGGUCCAAAACAAUGUUGUAACCUAUGGAGAUGUCAAUUUCAAAUACAUUGCAGUUGGGAAUGAAAUAGAAUCAGGUCCAUUUGCACAAUUUGUUGGCCCUGCCAUGGAAAAAAUUCAAAAUGCAAUUUCUAAGGCCGGUCUUGCAAACAAAAUUAAAGUCUCCACAGCGGUUCAUCCUAUAGUCCUCCAAGAAUCCUUCCCUCCAUCAAAAGGAUCAUUCAAGCAGGAUUAUCGAGCCUUUCUUGAUCCUGUCAUUGGUUUCCUUGUGGGAAACCAAUCUCCGUUGCUUGUUAAUAUGUACCCAUACUUUAGUUACAUUGACAACCGAGAGAUUAACCUUCAAUAUGCUCUUUUCACAUCUCCAUCAGUUCAGGUUCAAGAUGGACAACUUGGCUACCAAAACUUGUUUGAUGCACUUCUGGAUGCACAUUACUCCGCUUUAGAGAAGGCCGGAGGCGGUUCUUUGAAAAUUGUUGUAUCAGAGACAGGUUGGCCUUCCGCUGGUGGUGAUGGCGAAGUGACAACAAUAGAGAAUGCGAGAAUCUACAACUCACAUGUGAUUAAUCAUGUCAAGGGUGGUACUCCGAAGAAACCUGAAGGUCCUAUAGAAACUUACAUAUUUGCCAUGUUCAAUGAGAAUGAGAAAACUGGAGCAGAGACUGAGAAGAAUUUCGGGCUCUUUUUACCAACCGGAGAUCCUGCUUAUCCUAUCAAUUUCAACUAAGAUUUUUCUAGGAUUAUAGGGGCAUUUCUUUUAUGCACGGACUAGUAAAGGUAAAUAAAAGCUAGGUUGUAACCGUAAACCUAGCAAGAGCCAAAAUACGUGUAUGAUAAUCAAGAAAUGAAUGCCAAUAAGCGUGUAGGCAUAAUUAAUAAAAGACUUGCUGAAGUUAAUU
This is a messenger RNA of Rosa rugosa (rugosa rose), 1264 nucleotides long. RefSeq names its product glucan endo-1,3-beta-glucosidase, basic isoform-like. Gene Ontology annotation, biological process: carbohydrate metabolic process. The transcript is spliced from 2 exons. Bases 70 to 1092 code for a protein of 340 amino acids. Gene Ontology annotation, molecular function: hydrolase activity, hydrolyzing O-glycosyl compounds. Gene Ontology annotation, cellular component: plasma membrane. Lineage: Eukaryota; Viridiplantae; Streptophyta; Magnoliopsida; Rosales; Rosaceae. The record is from RefSeq and is a predicted model, not a curated record.